AUGUAUUCGAAAUUUCUGUUUGCUCUGUUCAUCAUUUGUCGAAAUUAUUGCCUCAGAUCUGUAGAAGAAAGCAAUCGAAUUUUCAAGAUGUGUUCGAAAUUUCUCUUUGCUCUGUUCAUCUACUUCCUCGCAGCCCCCAUAUUUCUGUCCAAUAGCAUCACUCUCUACGGCGGCGCUUUCUUGAAUGCCGCCUCCAUCGCCCUGUUAAAGGAGAAGAACUUCACCUUCCUCCCGCUGCCUCCGUUCUUCCCGCCAGCUCCACCGCCUCUAUUUCGUGCCUUUACUCUUUCGCCCUUUCCACAGUCCUCGUAG
This is a messenger RNA of Striga asiatica, 312 nucleotides long. The record is from the annotation of a GenBank genome assembly. NCBI's taxonomy places the organism in Eukaryota, Viridiplantae, Streptophyta, Magnoliopsida, Lamiales, Orobanchaceae.